AUGCAGCAUCACUCAUUCGUUAUACAGCCGAAAAAGGUUAUAACAUCCACGGAUGGGAGCUUGGUAAGAAAUUACUCGACUCUAACUGCAGUUAACGUAUUUUCUUUCCUUUUUUGGAAUGAAUUAGGAGGACGGCCAAUAUUAGGGGUGGCAAUCGGCGUCAAUCCGUACGUGCACGACACAUCUGUCCUCCGAGAUGUAAUACAAGAGAUUUACAAGGGGUCCCGUGAUAAGCCGCUGGUCAUUGCACCCGGAGGAAUAUUCGAACCCAGCUGGUUCAGUAGCUACAUACCCAAGAUGAAUGGGAUACUGGACGUGAUCACCCACCACACGUACACUGUCGGCUCAGGGGCCGACACGAACCUCAUGGACAGAAUUCUAAAUGCAACGGCUCUUGAUGAAGGAGCUGAAGUGUUUAGAGGCGUUUAUAAGAUUCUCAAGGAAUCUGGAACCUCGACAGUUGCCUGGAUUGGUGAGUCGGGAGGAGUGUACAACAGCGGCCGUGAUGGGAUCACAAACACGUUCCUCUUCAGUUUCUGGUAUUUGGAUAGCCUUGGGAUUGCGUCGAUUUACGACACCAAGGUGUACUGCAGGCAGACAUUGGUCGGUGGUAACUAUGGCUUGCUCAACACCACAACUUUUGCUCCAAAUCCAGAUUACUACAGCGCACUUCUUUGGCACCGUUUGAUGGGGAAAAAAGUUCUUCGUACAAGAUUUAAAGGGACUAAGAGCAUUCGAGCUUACGCCCAUUGCGCAAAACCAUCCAAAGGAAUCACGGUAUUACUAAUAAACCUCGACGGCGAAACAAAAGUCCAUGUGAAGCUCGACUUCAACACUACUCAUCCGCAUAGCUCGAAAGAGAAUUCGAAAUUUGUUGGUGACAAACUGUACAGAGAAGAAUACCACUUGAGCCCGAUGGAUAGGAACAUACAGAGCCGCACGGUUUUGCUCAACAACAAGGCAUUAAGUGUCGACUCAAACGGCACUAUACCUGCACUUAAGCCCCUUCGAGUAGCUUCUUCAAAGCAUGUUACCGUUCAUCCGCAUACCAUUGUAUUCGUACACAUUGCUGGUGCCUCUGUUCGUGCAUGUAUAUAG
This is a messenger RNA of Striga hermonthica, 1098 nucleotides long. The record is from the annotation of a GenBank genome assembly. NCBI's taxonomy places the organism in Eukaryota, Viridiplantae, Streptophyta, Magnoliopsida, Lamiales, Orobanchaceae.